GUCGAAACACCGAUCGAAACCCAGCUACAAAAUCAUCAAAUAGAACCCCUCAAAAACCUCAAUUUCCUUAUCCAGCCCUCUCCAGUUCUCCCUCCUCCUCCUCUAUUUUUGCCCUAAUUUGAGACCCACCGUCUUGAUUUGCGAUCGAUAGAUGAUGGAGGCGAAUCGCCCGUCGACGGCGGAGGAGGAGGCGCUGAAGAAAAACACGGAUUGCAUCUACUUCCUCGCUUCUCCGUUCACUUGCAAAAAGGGAAAUGAAUGCGAGUUUCGUCAUAGCGAAGGUGCUAGGGUUAAUCCCAGGGAUUGCUGGUACUGGUUGAAUGGCAACUGCCUGAAUCCAAAAUGUGCAUUUCGGCAUCCGCCGCUUGAUGGUCUAUAUGGAAUUCCUGCGCCUCCAGGAUCAUUACCAUCUUCCUUGCAGGCUGUGGUCAAUGUUCCUGGUGCUUAUAACACAAAUAAGCAAAGUGUUCCCUGCAUAUUUUUCCAGAGGGGGCAGUGCUUAAAAGGGGAUAUGUGCUCUUUCAUGCAUGGACCUCAUCCAGCAAGCAACCGUGUCACAGAUCAGUCGACAAAUGGACCUCAUCAAGCUGCCAAUAGUGAUCCACAUCAAUUGACAAAUGGGUCUCAUCUUGUUGGGAACAAUGUUGUCCAGCAGGCAGCAAAGGUUUCCCCAUCUCUUACUGGAACUUCACAAAUGAUCUCAUGGGGCCUCAAAGAGUGUAAUGCUUCUAAGAAAGCUGAAGGUCCUGUCAAGGGUCAGCUUCGUAAUAGAAGUCUUUCACCUUACCCAGUAGAUUACGAGCGUCCCAGAUUUCAGCCAACCAUCGCUCCUGUCAGCAGUGAAAAUAGUCCAACUAUGUCGAGUCAUCAUCCACUUCAGCCUGCUGAAGGUCAUUAUUCAAAUGGUAGAGAGGCUGAUGACUUAUUGGGCGAGUCUUCUCCAGGCUUUGAUGUUCUUGUGGAUGAUGAAGAGGACUACUUAAGGGAUUCUGAGUAUUAUCACAAUGAACAAUCUAUAAAUGAUUUUGACUACCAGCAACCUGAUUACGAGCAUGUUCCCAGUUUUCAGAGAGAUCAAUACAAUGGCAAGGGUGAACAUGAUCGGGAUUAUCAUAGGGUUUCCUCUGAAUGGGCAAUGGAGAGGAUAUCCAAUCGUAGGCCAAUGCACAGAGAGUCAAGCCCUGAUGAGAUCGAGGGUCUAGAUUUGCGUCAUCGGUUAUUGAAAAAGAGGAGAGUAAGCGGCCUAAGAUCCACUAUCGGCACUGUGCAUCAUAGUGAGACUCGUAAUAGAGAUGAUCACCUUGUUGAUGAUAGGUAUCGUGGCCGUUCUUCUGGUAGGGGCCGGGACCAAUUGAGUUCCUUUAGCUCUCGAUUUCAAGGUAGAAUUACACUUCCUCCAAGGUCUCCACCUAUUCAGUCUUUUGACUCACAUUCUGAUAGAGAUAGAAGGAGAAUGCAUGGCAGAUCAUCUCCAUCCAGAAAAAUAAACUACAAGGGGAGGCCCCAUGACAGAAUAAAGCGAACACCAAAUGAGGAAUCCAGCGGAAAUGGGAGAAGAUUUAGAUAUCGACCGGAGAGGAGAGAUGAUGGAAACCCUUUAAGCUUUGCUGGUCCAAAGAGUCUGGCAGAGUUAAAAGGUGCAAUGGUUUCUGGAACUUCCCGGGAGCAGGCAGCCAAGAGCAUGAAUGCACCCCUUUCAGCCGGCUAUCAAGCAUCUGAAGAUUCACUUUCUUUCGAAGGGCCCAAGCCAUUGAGUGAUAUUUUGAAGAGGAAACGACAGAAUACACCUGAGAAUGAAAUUAAUGGGAGAAUCGCUGAAGAAAGGGACUAUAAUGGCGAUAGGAAUGAACUUAAUGGGAGAAAGGCUGAAGAAAGUGACUAUAAUGACAAUAGCGCUGAAAACCCUGAAACUCAAAUAAUUGAAGAGGAGAAAGAAGACAGAGAGUCUCAAUACAAGGAAAUAGGGGGUGAAGACUUGAACAUGGAAGAUGAAGACAAUGCAUAUCCUGAAGACGAGGAUAAGUAUCAUGGUGAUGAGACUGCGUAUCAGGAGGAUGAAGAUGAUGAAGACGAAUUUGCCAAGAAGGUUGGUGCCUUCUUCUCAUAAAGGUAGAUGCACGUGCGAGACAAUGUCACGAAGAAGAUUUGUGUUGUAUUGUUCACUUAUUUUUGUGGAUACCAAUUUUGAGGGGAUUUCAGCGUCACUGUAAUUGAGAAUCUUUAUAGGGAGUGAUUUGGAUAGAGAAGAGGAUGGGGGUUAGGUUUUUGUUAGAAGGUUGAUCUGUAUGAGUUUUUAUUUUGUGGCUCUGCAGUUCUGGAAACUGGCUUCUCCGAGAGAGCUUAGGUUGUAUUAACAGUUGAGAUAUUUAUUUGUUGUACUCAAAAGUUACAAGGUUGUGAAUUUCCCUUGGUGGUUACCCCCACAAA
Messenger RNA from Asparagus officinalis (garden asparagus), 2427 nucleotides. RefSeq names its product zinc finger CCCH domain-containing protein 32. Gene Ontology annotation, molecular function: metal ion binding. The transcript is spliced from 3 exons. The record is from RefSeq and is a predicted model, not a curated record. Bases 152 to 2107 code for a protein of 651 amino acids. NCBI's taxonomy places the organism in Eukaryota, Viridiplantae, Streptophyta, Magnoliopsida, Asparagales, Asparagaceae.